UGCGCGUGAACGUGGGGGCUCGUGCGGCGCGGUGUUUUCAUGCGCUUAGUUUCGCGCCGGUUGCCACGACAGUCGCAUUGACUCGGGUUCGCGCGCGUGCGUGCGUGAGUUUUUCGAAAAAAAAAGAGAAAAAAGAAAAGAGAGAGAGGACAGGGGAAAAAGAAGACACCACGCAGCUGCGUUUGUUCUCGAGCGUGAUUAAGGAGAGACUCUCGAAGAAAAGUUACGGACUGUAUGUGCGCGUAUUUCAUGGCGGAAGACGGAGCGACGGAUGCAACGAGUUCGCGCGCAAACUUGCACUUUGCAAAGUGAGAGAGACGUCGAGUUUCGUCGCGGAAUCUUCGUUUCUCGGCGCUCGAUUGACGGGACGAGAGGGUAAGAGAGAGAGAGAGAACGGGAAAGAAGAAGCGAGGAAAGACGGGGAAGUCGGAAUCGAAUCGCCCGCCACGGGGCUAACACUCCACGAACGUUACAAUGUGCUGUGUGUGUGAUGUACGGUGCAGUGUGUUGGUGCUAACUUAGUGAUAACGACGAUAUUAUAUACAUAUAUAUAUAUAUAUCCUCCGUCGCAUCCGGCGUAACGUACAAACUAGUCAACGUAUUAUCUUGCCCGCCGGGAUUGCCGCCGGAAAGAUAAGGGCGGAGACCGGCAAGAAAAUUCCUUUGGUGAUCCUCUCAGCAAAUCAGAUCAGGAUUACCUAUGAUCCCGCUGGGCGUCGCGAGGACGACGGAAAAGGCAGAGAGGCGCUUUUGGCAGCGUUCCUAAUCUUCCUGCCUGGCCUGCCGUUCUCUUCUCUCUUUCUCUCUCUCUUCAUUACGUUUUCCACUCCCUCUUCCUCCUCCUUCAUCUCCACCUGCUCGCGUUUCUCUUUGCCGAGAGAUCGUGGACGCAUCGAGAUCUCACGUCGGAUCGCACUAUGGACAUGAGCAGCGAGUCGAGCACCGCUAGAUGGUAUGAGCCACCCAGGUCGUCGCUGGAGCCGCCUUCGGGGGGCGCCGGAGUGGCCGGGGUGGUCGGCAACCCUGGCGACUACAGGGGUUACUACCCUCACGCCGGACCGACGGCGCAUCACCCCGCAGCCGCGGCCCACUACGCCCACACGAGGAUGUCGAGCAGCGGCGUGUCGAGCGGUCCGGUGAGCCAAGUUUGCCGGCCGCACUUUCACAGCUCGGUUCUCCACCCGUGGCUGUCCGGCAGCAGCGCGGACACCUCGAAGACACCCUGGGGAUUUCCCGCGACGACGGCGACCACGGGCGGCGCCGUUAACGACGAGAAGCCACAAAGUCCGCUGGGGUCCUCGCUGCCGCCCACCUCUGGAAGUUUGUCGAGUCACGGUGGCGGCGGCGCCGGUCACCAUCUCUUCUCCUUCCCGCCGACGCCGCCCAAGGACGCUACACCCGACAGCAUAACCGCCAGCACGACCUCCAGCACGAACAACAACAAUAACAACUCGACGAACGCCAACAACAACAAUAAUAAUAGCGGUAAUCCUCUGUCCGGGCUGGGCGGCGGAGCCGCCAGCGAGUAUCAGGCAGCGGUCGCGCACGCGGCGGUAAUGGGUGCGUUUAUGCAUCAUCAAGACGCGCUGGGCGCAUCAGGCGCCGGCUCGUGCGAUAUCAAGCCGACGGUGAUGCUUGGCCAUCAUCACGGGGCGCCCUCGCCGCCGCAUCAGCAGCACAACGGUUCCAACAAUGGCGGCAACGGUCCCGGCAACAACGGCUCAUCCGCCGGUCAGGUGAAGCAGCGAGAAGGUAAUAACCAAUCCGGCAAUGUGACGGGCAGCCAACAGGCGAGCACCACGCAGCAACAACAGCAGCAGGACGCGUAUCAGAACAACAACGGCGUGCCGGCCGGUGGCGGUGGCGGUGGUGGUGGCGGCGCUGGAUCCUCUGGCAAUGGUAAUAGCGGUAAUAGCGGCGGCAGCGGUGGCGCGGUCUCGCCCUGCAGAGACAGUUACGCGGCUGCGGCCGCGGCCGUCGCGGCCGCGACCAACAGCCACCAUGCCACUUCCGGUUCGCAGUACGACCCGGCCGCGAGCGCGUACAACAUGUACCAACACCUGCAGUAUCCCGCCACCAGCCACCAUCACCAUCAUCAUCAUCACGGCGCCACCUCGGUGUCGUCCACGGCCGCGUCGUCCCACAAUCCCCACAACGGCGGUGCGGUCGCCGGUAUUUUCGGUCACCACGCCGGUGCCGGUAACGCGGCCGGCGGCGGCGGCGGCCUGACCGGCGUCGCGGACUCGAAACUGCUAGUCGGUCACGCGCACGGAAAUACGCCGGGCUCGCCUUCCGCGCAACAGCAGCAGCAGCAAAAGCCGAGGAACAAGUCGAGGACGUCCGCCGAGGGUCGCGAGUGCGUAAAUUGCGGCGCUACUUCGACACCACUCUGGAGACGAGACGGCACAGGCCACUACCUCUGCAACGCCUGCGGCCUCUAUUACAAGAUGAACGGCCAGAAUCGACCCCUCAUCAAGCCGAAACGACGCCUGUCGCUGCAGAGUGCGGCGAGACGGGCGGGCACCAGCUGCGCCAACUGCAAGACGGCGACUACGACCCUCUGGCGAAGGAAUCAGGCGGGCGAACCAGUCUGCAACGCUUGCGGACUCUACUACAAGUUGCACAACGUGAACCGGCCAUUGACGAUGAAGAAGGAGGGCAUCCAGACGAGAAACAGAAAGCUCUCAUCAAAGAGCAAGAAGAAGAAGACCGGCGGUUGCCUGGGCCUCGGCGGUGUCAUGGGCGACAUGAUCAAGGCCACUGGACACCUCGACCUCGACAACAAACCCUUCCACUCCGGAUUCGGUGCGCCGAUGGGUACGUCCCAGCAUCAUCAUACGAUGCAUCCAGCGAUGCAGCAUUACAUGUAUCACACGGGUGUCAGCGUGGCCGGAGGUCUUCAUCAGGGAUUUGCGCCACCGGCGCCGCCCCCUAUCCACCCGCAUUCGCAUUCGCAUUCCCAUUCUCAUCACAUGACGAGUCUUCAGGGUCUGCAGCUGGCCAGCGCGACGAACGCGAUGACCGGCUGGCGAUCGGAGUUCACAUGAAUCGCGAGUGACUAAGCAGCUCAGGAGGACACAGCCCACCACUGUCUUGCAAUGUUGUAAAAUGCGUAAAGGGAGAGAAAAAGAAAAGAGAAACGAAAAAAAUAAAAAACGAUGGGAGUGAUAUAUAUAUAUAUAUAUAUAUAUAUACACACGCUCCUCUUUUCUUUCUCGCACGCGGGCGUCUCCUUCUUACAAAGGAGACACAAUCGAUCACCGAUGACACGGAGGAGAAAAAAAAAAAGAAUAUUCCCGCGACAACACGCGGGACAAGUAUCCAGGGCUCACGUCGUCCUCGCGGGGGCACGUCCAUGAGAGCAGCGCGUCCGUUGGAUCUCUCUUAUAAAAGUGAAAGCUCUUGUAAAUAUGUAAAGUUUCAUGUGUUAGGGCCAUCGAGCCCCGGCCCCAAGUACAAAGGAAAAAAAUCAGCUACUGUAUCGAGUCUUAUAUAUCAUAAAUAUGUAUGAUAUAUAAAGCGUAUGUAAAUAAAUAUUACAUAGAUACAAGAAUUUAUUAUAUAUAUAUAUAUAUAUAUUAUAUAUAUAUAUUAUGCGCAUACGAGCGUGUGCGUGUGACGGAAGGUCGGGUGAGUGCGCGCGUGUAUAUGCGAUGACCUGGUCCUUUGUGAAGCUGGCUCUCCUCGCUUGGAUAUAUUCUAGGCGAGCGAUCGGAGAUGGUGAAACUGUCGCGUGAAACUUGGUCCUUCUCACGUGAAAGAUCCACGCUUCCCUAGAAUCGAUUCCGGGGAGAGUCGCGACAAGCUCGCUCGCUCGCUCGCUCGCUGUAGGCGCGCGACACGCUUUGCAUGGGAAUCGACGCGCAACAUCGUGCAAUUUCGGGGGAGAAAGAGUGAGAGAGAGAGAGAGAGAGAGAGAAUUUUAUUAAAACGAGAGUUUGUGUAACCCGCGGUGCGGGAUCGUUUGGACGUUUUCGCGAAGAUUCUCGAUCGAUCAUGAAUUUUAAAUUCGUCAGAGUGUUUUCCUUGUCGAGCUCGGUCUUUCGAAACUUCAAUUGGAACGACGAACGAUAAUUCACUCUGUACCUUCCGUACGAUUUCUUUGAACAAAGAGAACGUUAAAACGUACCCUUUUUCCUUUUUUUUUUUUAAGAGUAACCACUUUUUAUUGCACAGCAAAAUUAUGUUAACAAAUCGAUAUAUCUCUAUUCUUUUUUCGGAUACUGUUAAAGAACGUUUUCGAGUAGAUACGAGCAGCAAUAAUUCAGAAACAUUAACGAUACGCAGACAAAAAUCGGUCCACGAAGAGCCCAUUAAUCCAGAAACAUAAUUCGCUUCCCUAGGAAUUGAAACACCUUCUUGUGAUAUCUCGAUCGUGGAUUCACGCCAGUAAUCUCCGAAAUCGAGUUUUCUUCUAGUUUUUUUUUUAAGACUUUCGAAUAUACAUACCUUUUUUAUACUUAUCACCGUCGGCGUCCAUUGGUCCAGCACCGUACUGUGUCGUACCGGUUAGUGAUAGUUAAUGUAAGUGUAAUAAAAACACGAUUAUAGAGUAAAACUCGUAAAUUAUACACGAAGCCUUUGGCGAAAGAGAGAGAAAGAAAGAAGGAUCGAUUGUCGACGACGCGAUCGCCAGAUUGCAUGAGCGUUAGCUUCAUAAUUUAGUCAUGGCGGACACGAGAAAUCCACACUUACACAUAAACACACACCGAACAGCAGCAAGAGUCAGCGCAAGAAAUACAACACAUGACUAAUGCAAGUGUAAAUUUUGUAUCUUCGAAAUUGUGUAUCGUUAUUGUAAUAAUAGUACAUAUAUAUAUAUAUGCAAAUGAAGAAAAUAAAAAGUAUAUAUAUUAUAUAUAAUAAAUAAAUAUAUAUAUAUAUAUAUAUAUAUAUAUAUAUAUAUAUAU
Molecule: messenger RNA, 4910 nt
Organism: Cataglyphis hispanica
Lineage: Eukaryota; Metazoa; Arthropoda; Insecta; Hymenoptera; Formicidae
Product: GATA-binding factor C-like
Exons: 8
Coding region: 918-3047 (709 amino acids)
Biological process (GO): positive regulation of transcription by RNA polymerase II; negative regulation of transcription by RNA polymerase II; cell fate commitment
Molecular function (GO): DNA-binding transcription factor activity, RNA polymerase II-specific; RNA polymerase II cis-regulatory region sequence-specific DNA binding; zinc ion binding
Source: RefSeq, a predicted model, not a curated record